This is a messenger RNA of Cornus florida, 2647 nucleotides long. Its product is annotated as acetolactate synthase 3, chloroplastic-like. The record is from RefSeq and is a predicted model, not a curated record. Lineage: Eukaryota; Viridiplantae; Streptophyta; Magnoliopsida; Cornales; Cornaceae. Gene Ontology annotation, cellular component: acetolactate synthase complex. The coding region runs from base 46 to 2118 and encodes 690 amino acids. Gene Ontology annotation, molecular function: thiamine pyrophosphate binding; magnesium ion binding; flavin adenine dinucleotide binding. Gene Ontology annotation, biological process: L-valine biosynthetic process. The transcript has 2 exons.
AAAAAUAAAGGAGUUCUAGUACAUUAGGAAACAAACAAAAAGGGUAUGCAAGUAAUUUUACCUAUCUGGCGCCUUACUAGUUCUCAUCUGCCACCACAGAGUUGUCUCUCUUUCGCCAGAACCCUACAGAAGCCUCUGUUUCUAUCUCUGCCGUCAAAAAUGGCGGCCACUGCUGCGAACACCUCCAUCUCCAAGCCCUCUCCUCUCUUCCCCUCCAAAUUCUCAAAACCCAUUUCUAGGUUUACCCUCCCAUUCUCCAAUAACCCCCAAAAACCCACUCUCCACCGUCCUCUCCAUAUCUCCAAUGUCCUGUCCAACCCCAAAACCGCCACCACCUCCACCCCUGAAAGCCUCCCCGGAACCUUCAUUUCCCGUUUCGCCGCUGACGAACCCAGAAAGGGCUCCGACGUCCUCGUCGAAGCCCUCGAGCGCGAAGGCGUCACCUCAGUCUUCGCCUACCCCGGCGGCGCGUCAACGGAGAUCCACCAGGCCCUCACGCGCUCCACCACCAUCCGAAACGUCCUUCCGCGGCACGAACAGGGUGGCGUCUUCGCCGCGGAGGGCUACGCACGCGCCUCCGGCCGGCCGGGCGUCUGCAUCGCCACUUCGGGACCCGGCGCCACCAAUCUGGUGAGCGGACUCGCCGACGCGCUGCUCGACAGCAUCCCAUUAGUCGCCAUUACCGGGCAAGUCCCGAGAAGAAUGAUAGGCACUGACGCAUUUCAGGAAACCCCAAUUGUAGAGGUAACUCGCUCGAUCACCAAGCAUAAUUACCUUGUUCUAGAUGUAGAAGACAUUCCUAAAAUUGUGCGUGAAGCUUUCUUUCUUGCAUCUUCGGGCAGACCUGGUCCUGUGUUGAUUGAUAUUCCAAAAGAUAUACAGCAACAGUUGGUUGUUCCAAAUUGGGAUCAACCCAUUAAAUUACCUGGUUACAUGUCAAGAUUGCCAAAACUACCCAAUGUGGACCAAUUAAAACAGAUUGUUAGGUUGAUAUCGGAGUCGAAAAGACCUGUUUUGUAUGUGGGUGGUGGGUGUGUGAAUUCCAGUGAGGAGUUGAGGCAAUUUGUGGAGCUUACUGGCAUUCCAGUGGCUAGCACUUUGAUGGGUCUAGGGGCGUACCCGUGUUCGGAUGAGCUUUCCCUGCAAAUGCUUGGAAUGCAUGGUACUGUUUAUGCUAAUUAUGCUGUGGACAAAAGUGAUUUGUUGCUUGCAUUUGGAGUAAGGUUUGAUGACCGUGUGACCGGAAAGCUUGAAGCUUUUGCCAGCCGUGCUAAAAUUGUUCAUAUUGAUAUAGAUUCAGCUGAGAUAGGGAAGAAUAAGCAACCCCAUGUGUCGGUUUGUGCAGAUGUGAAGUAUGCAUUGGACGGUCUGAACAUGAUAUUGGAGAGGAAAGGAGGUCAGGGUAAGCUUGAUUUUUCAGCUUGGAGGCAGGAGCUAAACGAGCAGAAAAUGAAGUACCCAUUGAGUUUUAAGACAUUUGGAGAGGUUAUUCCUCCUCAAUAUGCAAUUCAGGUUCUUGAUGAGUUGACCAAGGGGAAUGCCAUUAUAAGUACUGGUGUUGGGCAGCAUCAAAUGUGGGCUGCGCAAUUUUACAAGUAUAAUAGGCCUCGGCAGUGGCUGACUUCGGGUGGAUUGGGGGCUAUGGGUUUUGGAUUGCCUGCUGCAAUCGGAGCUGCUGUUGCAAGACCUGAUGCGGUUGUUGUGGACAUCGAUGGUGAUGGAAGUUUCAUCAUGAAUGUCCAGGAGUUGGCGACAAUCAGGGUGGAGAAUCUUCCGGUAAAGAUAAUGAUGCUGAAUAAUCAGCAUUUGGGUAUGGUUGUUCAAUGGGAGGAUCGGUUCUAUAAGGCUAACAGAGCCCACACGUAUCUGGGUAACCCAUCAAAAGAGUCCGAGAUAUUCCCAAAUAUGUUGAAGUUUGCAGAAGCUUGUGAUAUACCUGCUGCCCGUGUGACGAAGAAAGGAGAUCUUAGGGCUGCAAUUCAGAAAAUGUUGGAUACCCCUGGUCCAUACUUACUGGAUGUGGUUGUACCUCAUCAGGAGCAUGUCCUGCCUAUGAUCCCCAGUGGUGGAGCCUUCCAAGAUGUGAUCACCGAAGGUGAUGGGAGAUCAACCUAUUGAUCUUCUGUAGUGAUGGAGCUAGUUUCAGAUGUUUGGCUGGUCACUGCUACAUCAAUGCUGCGGAUCUUAAGUUGUUUAUGGUUCGGGAAUUGCAUUCAAGUUGGUUCGUGGUUGAUAUCUGAUGCGGUGUUUCUCUACCUCAGUUUAUUAUGUGGUGUUGAAUUGCAUAUGAUGCCAGGUUAAAAGGUAUUAUUUCCAUCUAUACUAUUUUGGAAUAACUUUGUUAGUAAACGUGUUUUUUACAACUCUCUUCUCUCAUAAUCGAUACUUUUUGGUUAGUAUUUGAGUAAUGUGUUUUUCUUGUAUGUAGCUGAGGUUUAUAUAUAAAGUGUCUGAAAUUUUGGGUGCUUGUGCUGGUGAUGCCCACUAAUGUUGUGUUGAUGUGGAUAUACUGGUGGUAAAUUUUAUAGGUAUUCUCCAUUUUGUUCUAUAUUUUGUUCUUGUAAGACUAGUUAUGAUGGCAUUGCACUCAUAUUUGUAAACUGUGAAUCUUUUAUUUGAAAAUAAUUCAUUAUGCUAUUCUAUAUAA